UUCGCGCAUACCCCGCCCCUCUCCGGAGAGCUACGCGGCGGCGGAGUGAGGCCUCGUGCCGGAACGACCAUCGCGGCGGCCGCGGCGGCGUCCCGGUGCCCCUCAGUGAAUUACUGGUUCCAGUUGGGAUGGAAUUCUUGGUGUAAUGAGAAGUGCACACUCCUGGACUCAUGAAUAUUCAUACCAAUUGGAUCAUCUUGGAAAACCAACCGGUGCUGAAGCUACUGAAAGAUGGCAGAAGAAGUGGUGGUAGUAGCCAAAUUUGACUAUGUGGCCCAACAAGAGCAAGAGCUGGACAUCAAGAAGAAUGAGAGAUUAUGGCUAUUGGAUGAUUCCAAGUCCUGGUGGCGAGUUCGAAAUUCCAUGAAUAAGACAGGCUUUGUGCCUUCCAACUAUGUUGAAAGGAAAAACAGUGCUCGUAAAGCAUCUAUAGUAAAAAAUCUAAAGGAUACCUUAGGCAUUGGAAAAGUUAAAAGAAAACCUAGUGUGCCUGAUUCUGCAUCUACUGCUGAGGAUAGCUUUGUUGAUCCAGGGGAACGUCUCUAUGACCUCAACAUGCCUGCUUAUGUGAAAUUCAACUACAUGGCAGAGAGAGAAGACGAGCUUUCACUGAUAAAAGGGACAAAAGUGAUCGUCAUGGAGAAAUGCAGUGAUGGGUGGUGGCGGGGUAGCUACAAUGGACAAGUUGGAUGGUUCCCUUCAAAUUAUGUAACUGAGGAAGGCGAUAGCCCUUUGGGUGACCACGUGGGUUCUCUGUCAGAGAAAUUAGCAGCUGUUGUUAAUAACCUAAGUACUGGACAAGUGUUACAUGUGGUACAGGCUCUUUACCCAUUCAGCUCAUCCAAUGAUGAAGAACUUAAUUUUGAGAAAGGAGAUGUAAUGGAUGUUAUUGAGAAGCCUGAAAAUGAUCCUGAGUGGUGGAAGUGCAGGAAGAUCAAUGGAAUGGUUGGUUUGGUGCCAAAAAACUAUGUCACCAUUAUGCAAAAUAAUCCGUUAACCUCAGGCUUGGAGCCAUCACCUCCACAGUGUGAUUACAUUAGACCUUCUCUCACUGGAAAGUUUGCUGGAAAUCCAUGGUAUUAUGGGAAAGUCACUAGGCACCAAGCAGAAAUGGCAUUAAAUGAAAGAGGGCAUGAAGGCGAUUUUCUCAUUCGUGACAGUGAAUCUUCGCCAAAUGAUUUCUCAGUAUCACUAAAAGCACAAGGGAAAAACAAGCAUUUUAAAGUUCAGCUAAAAGAGACUGUCUACUGCAUUGGGCAGCGUAAAUUCAGCACCAUGGAAGAACUUGUAGAACAUUACAAAAAGGCGCCAAUUUUUACAAGUGAACAAGGAGAGAAAUUAUAUCUUAUCAAGCAUUUAUCAUGAUGCUGUUGACCAGAAGUGACUGUUGCACAGCUGUAAUGCAUCCUGUAAUUGAAGACUGAGAAAAUGUUGUUCCAAUCAUACUUGAUUGGAAAUUGCUCUUUCUAACUCUGUAUGAGAAUUGACUAUAAUACAUAACUAUUUUUAUUAUAGCUCAGCCCAUACGUAUAUACUACAUAUGCAAAUUAUCUGCAUAUAGCAAUUCUUUAUUCUUGGUCUUCUGUUUUGUUUCUUUGCUUUUAUUACUAAGGUUGUAUAUUUUGAAAAAUAUAAUGCAUAUCAAAAGUCUUUAUAUGGAAGAAUAUUUCCUUAUUGACUUCCCUUUAUUUCCUUUUUAGUCACAUCCAUAAUGAUUUCUCACCAUCCAAAGUUAUUUUAUCACUAUAUGGUAUAUGCUAAAAUAAAUUUCUGGAGAGUGUUAAUCUUUUCUGUGACUAAAUAGCAAUAAUAAAUGGAAACUUAGAAAUUAUUUUCAGGUAUUGUAUUUGUCACAAGCCAUUGUAAAUAUCAAGUACUCUGUGUCUGCCAUCAUUUUAAAUAUCUUCAUUGUAAAGCAAAAAGGGAGGACAUAAAUCAGAAAAUAUGUCUUGUACAAUUUUUAUUUAUUACAAAUGUUGGGAACAAAACUACCUGACUUCCAAAAGUA
Messenger RNA from Erinaceus europaeus (western European hedgehog), 2008 nucleotides. It is a transcript of the gene NCK1, whose product is annotated as NCK adaptor protein 1. Gene Ontology annotation, molecular function: ephrin receptor binding. Lineage: Eukaryota; Metazoa; Chordata; Mammalia; Eulipotyphla; Erinaceidae. The transcript is spliced from 5 exons. Gene Ontology annotation, biological process: positive regulation of endoplasmic reticulum stress-induced intrinsic apoptotic signaling pathway; negative regulation of endoplasmic reticulum stress-induced eIF2 alpha phosphorylation; negative regulation of PERK-mediated unfolded protein response. The coding region runs from base 232 to 1365 and encodes 377 amino acids. The record is from RefSeq and is a predicted model, not a curated record.